UGCUGGUAAACGGUUGAUUGGUCGGCGCAAUUCGGCAAAAAAAAAAUCAUCAGGUGCGACAAACAAACAAAACGAAACGAAUUCAAAAUUUCAAAUUUUUAAAACGAAAAUGCAGUUAAAAUUUAAAUUUUAAAUAAAUCGAUCGCAACGGGCAUUUAUUCUAUUUAUUUGUGUAUCGGUUGUGUGUGUUUCUGUGUGUGUGUGUGUGUGUGUUUAUGUGAGCAUUACGAAAAUCUAAACGAACAUAUUUGAAAAACGCACCUUAAAUAAAUAUUGAACACCCCGCGAGAAAUUCUUUUGGGCAACUUCUCUGAUAAGCAGAGCAACAAAGCAACCCUAAUUGCUGAUAACCAACAAGAAAUAUAAUAAUAUUUGAAAGAAAAAUAGCACAAUCGUCGCGUGUGUGUCGUGUGUGUGCGGUUGAAUGUGCAAAUCGAGUGUGCGAGAAGAGUGAAUUUCACAAGGAAGCAGCAGCAGCUAAUCAAAUCAAGAGGCAAAAGGCAAAAGGAAUGGCGGAAAAUACUGGCAAUGAUGGCAAUCGAUCUCCUUCAAUGGACGAGGACGAGUCGACGCUGGAUGACUUGCAGAAAAUAUUCAAUCCUGUGCGAUCGUCCGCCUCAGAGCCGGCCAUGUCUUCGAUGAUGCCGCUGCCGAUGCACGUGCCAACUUCGGCUGCCUUUACACGCAUCGUUGUGGAGCCCACGAAUCACAUUAUACGAUUUCGGUAUAAAUGCGAGGGUCGCACAGCGGGCUCGAUACCCGGCAACAAUUCAAAGCCCGAAGCUAAGACGUAUCCCACCAUCGAGAUUGUCAACUACAAUGGACCCGCUCAUGUCUUUGUCUCUUGCGUCACCGCCGAUCCGCCAUAUCGUCAGCAUCCUCACGAGCUGGUCAGCAAGGAUGAGGCCGAUAAGUGCAAAGCUGGUGCGUAUAUUAAGCGAUUGAAGCCUGGCGAGCAGCGGCUGGAACUGCAGAAAGUUGGCAUUCAGUGCACCAAAAAGACGGAAGUGGCCGAGGCGCUGAAGAAGCGCAAAGAGAAGAAUAUUGAUCCAUUUCGUGCUGGCUUUGAGCACGCCAAGGAUGUGUCCAGCAUUAAUUUGAGCCAGUUGCGUCUUUGCUAUCACGUCGUCAUUAUGGAUGAGAAAACCAAAUCUAAUAUUGCCCUCGAGCCAGUUGUUUCGUCGCCUAUCUACGGCAAGAGCAACGAUCUGACCAUCACCAAGAUGUGCAAAUGCUCCUCAAAGUCCAGCGGCGGGGAUGAGAUCAUUCUGCUCUGCGAGAAGGUCAACAGGAAUGACAUCAAGAUCCGAUUCUUUGAGACAAAUGCCGACGAUGUUGUCGUGUGGGAGGCCUACGGUAUCUUUGGUAAUCAUAAUGUGUACAAACAGACGGCGAUUGCGUUCAAAACACCGAGUUACCACAACAAAAACAUUCAGAACUGCGUCGAUGUGGAAGUGCAGCUGGUGCGUCCCUCGGAUGGUGCGACGAGUGCUCCGCGUGUCUUCACCUACAAACCCAACCCAGAAACCAUGAGCGAACAGUUCCAUCAAAAUGCGAUCGAAUCCACCGAAUUAGUUAAGCGCAAAUUAGCUGGUCUUGCUUCCAAUAGCAAACAGCGGCGAUUGCAACCAGCAACCAACGCACAGGAGAUGUCGAAUUAUUUUGGACAGACGACACCGUUUUUGCACUCUUACCAAACGAAACCGAGUCCGACGGGCAGCACAUUUGAAACGGACGUCAAGUUUGAAAUGCAAUUUGAUGUGGACAACAUUCCCUCGACGAGCAACCAGGAAUUCCUCACGAACUUCCCGCUGUCGCCCGUGUCAAGUUACAGCACUGCCGAUAGCAUUUCACCGGUGCAACAGCAGCAGCAGCAACCACAAAUGCAACAGCAACUGCCACAACAGCAGCAGCAAAUGUAUCUGGGGAGCAGUCCAAGUCCAUCGUUUGGCUCCGAGAUGAAGUAUGAAGUGCCGCAAAUGCAAAUCGAUAGCAUUCCCACGACGUGCGUCCAAAAUAUUUGUACGGAUUUUUCAAUGUCGCCCGGAUCCAGUUACAGCACAACCGAUGGCAUUGCUCCCAUGAUGACGGUCCAACAACAACAGAUACAACAGCAACAGCAGCAACAACAGCAGCAGCAAUUCCAACAGCAGCAACAACAGCUGCCAUUGCAAAACUGUCCCAACGAGCUGGAGAUGACGAAUGCUCUCAAUCACAUGACCAUGCAGGACAAUUCGUAUCCAUCCAAGAUGAUGCAGUUGUCCAAUCAAGUGCAUUCCAAAACCAGCUUCAACGGUGGCAGCUUCAUAACCACGAAUUCACAUGAUGUGCAAAUGAAUAACAACAACAAUGCCUUCAGUCCCAACAUGAAUACCACGAACUUGUCUUUUUCACCACAGAAUUGUAUGCCAUAUGAAUUGAAUCCACAGCAAUCGCAGUCUCCUUCGCAGUUUCAACAAGUGCAAUAUCAGCAACAGCAGCAGCAGCAACUGAUGCAGCAAUCCCAGCAACAGCAGCAAUUACAGCAACAACAGCUGCAGCAACAUCAACAGCAACUUGCCCAGCAACAACAGCAGCAUCAACAACAGCAACAACAACUGGUGCAGCAGGAGGCUCUGGAUUUCCUUGGCGACUUGGGCUUUGAUAAUACCAACAUCACAGAGAGUGCAGAGAUACGUUAUAUUAAUGAUUUACAAAAAACAAUUGCUACUCUCGACAGCCAGUCGCCAACAUAAUGUGAUUACUUUAAAGGCAGAAGGAAUUGAAGAAGCCCAUAAAGUGUGUAUAUGAGCAUAUGAUCAGCGUUCACAGCAGAGGCGAUAUAGACUGUCGAUCUACUUAUUAUGAACAACUCGAUCUCAGAGACUAUGAAAGCUAGUUGCUUAAUAUUUAAGCUACAGCUUAGUUGUUGUAAAGAACAUUGAAAAUUUUACUACGAUCGAACAAUAAACUUGAAAGUUAACAUGGAGAAACAUUUACAAACCCAAAAAUAUUAGAUAUUUCCGAAGAUAACAGACUUUGAUUUAAAAUCGCGAUUGUACAAAUAAUUUUCACGUUUAGUUCUUGUUGUACGAACAGAGUAACUUGUUUUUUAAUUUAGAUCAUAGACUAUGUAUGUAUAUAAAGUAUGUUUUGUUAUGUAAUUUAAGAGACGUAUUUUUGUUCUUUUGGCCAAUUAGUGGAGAGUGGCAAAUAGCUCGAAUCCCAUCAAAUAAAGUGAAAUUUGCAAAUCUUUUUUGAAAUAUAAUAAACGAAAAACUUGAUCAAAAAAGAACAUUGCUGUAAAUAUUGUUGAAUUGUGUUUAUGUACUGUUUGCGAUAACAAAUAAGCGAGGAGAAACUUGUCUUCGAAAAUUUUGAUGAUACGAUGAAUGUAUAUAAAUAUGUAUUUAUAUGUAAUUAAUGAGGCCUUUGCUUCUUUUGGCUAAUUAGUUGUUAGGUUUGUAGCAAGUAACUCGGAAUCUCAUCUAAUAUUAUUGUACACUUCAACUGUAUUUGAUUUUUUGUUAACAUUCAAUAAAUGAAAUCCAAUUCUGCUUCUCGUGAUAAAUUUUGGGAAUGUGUGUAAAACAUAAGAAUACGAAUACGAAUAAUAAUAAUACUGUGUUUAA
Messenger RNA from Drosophila sulfurigaster albostrigata, 3611 nucleotides. It is a transcript of the gene Dif, whose product is annotated as dorsal-related immunity factor Dif. The record is from RefSeq and is a predicted model, not a curated record. The transcript has 8 exons. Gene Ontology annotation, biological process: innate immune response; non-canonical NF-kappaB signal transduction; inflammatory response. Gene Ontology annotation, molecular function: DNA-binding transcription factor activity; DNA binding. Gene Ontology annotation, cellular component: cytoplasm. Lineage: Eukaryota; Metazoa; Arthropoda; Insecta; Diptera; Drosophilidae. Bases 510 to 2735 code for a protein of 741 amino acids.